CGGCGCACUCUCGCUCAGAAGAGCCGCAGUCUCGAAAGCGCCAAGGCUGUGUUUCGGUAAUCUUUGGCCAGCCUCUCCCGCGAGGCCGGCGUCGCAGGACUGCACCCGGGCGGGGACGCCCACCGGGCACGGGACGGAGCCACGAUGCCGAUUAAUAAAUCAGAGAAGCCAGAAAGCUGUGAUAAUGUGAAGGUGGUGGUUAGGUGCCGACCCCUCAAUGAGAGGGAGAAGUCCAUGUGCUACAAGCAGGCCGUCAGUGUGGACGAGAUGAGGGGAACCAUCACUGUGCAUAAGACUGAUUCUUCCAAUGAACCUCCAAAGACGUUUACUUUUGAUACAGUUUUUGGACCAGAGAGUAAACAACUUGAUGUUUAUAACUUAACUGCAAGACCUAUUAUUGAUUCUGUUCUUGAAGGCUACAAUGGGACUAUUUUUGCAUAUGGACAAACUGGAACAGGCAAAACUUUUACCAUGGAGGGUGUUCGAGCUGUUCCUGAACUUAGAGGAAUCAUUCCAAAUUCAUUUGCUCACAUAUUUGGUCAUAUUGCAAAAGCAGAGGGUGAUACAAGAUUUUUGGUUCGAGUAUCUUACUUGGAAAUAUAUAAUGAAGAAGUUCGUGACCUUUUGGGCAAGGAUCAGACACAGAGGUUAGAGGUUAAAGAAAGGCCUGAUGUGGGUGUCUAUAUCAAAGAUUUAUCAGCUUAUGUGGUAAAUAAUGCCGAUGAUAUGGAUAGAAUUAUGACACUAGGCCACAAAAACCGCUCUGUUGGCGCGACUAACAUGAAUGAGCACAGCUCGCGCUCCCAUGCCAUCUUUACGAUCACUAUUGAAUGCAGCGAGAAAGGCGUGGAUGGCAACAUGCACGUCAGGAUGGGGAAGCUCCACCUGGUAGAUCUUGCUGGUUCAGAAAGACAAGCAAAAACUGGAGCCACUGGACAGCGCCUCAAGGAAGCUACAAAAAUCAAUCUUUCACUUUCCACCCUUGGUAACGUGAUCUCUGCCUUGGUUGAUGGAAAAAGCACUCAUGUGCCUUAUCGUAACUCUAAAUUGACCCGUCUUCUUCAGGAUUCCUUAGGAGGAAAUUCAAAGACCAUGAUGUGUGCAAAUAUUGGGCCAGCAGAUUACAAUUAUGAUGAAACUAUCAGCACAUUACGGUAUGCUAAUCGUGCUAAGAAUAUUAAAAAUAAAGCUAGAAUUAAUGAAGAUCCAAAGGAUGCUUUGCUGCGUCAAUUUCAGAAAGAAAUAGAAGAACUGAAAAAAAAGCUUGAAGAAGGUGAAGAAAUAUCAGGCUCUGAUAUCAGUGGGUCAGAAGAGGAUGACGAUGAAGAGGGUGAGGUGGGAGAAGAUGGAGAGAAAAGGAAGAAAAGAAGGGGCAGUAGCAGCAGCAGUAGUUCAGACUCCACAUGUUCUGUCAUAGAGAAACCUCUGGAUAAGUUCUUGCCUAGUAAAAAGAAAGUUUCCCCAGAUAAGAUGGUUGAAAUGCAAGCAAAAAUUGAUGAAGAGAGAAAAGCACUUGAAACAAAGCUUGACAUGGAAGAAGAAGAAAGAAACAAGGCUCGAGCUGAGUUAGAAAAGCGGGAGAAAGACCUUCUUAAGGCCCAACAGGAGCAUCAGUCUUUACUAGAGAAACUAUCCGCACUGGAGAAGAAGGUAAUUGUUGGGGGUGUUGAUUUGUUGGCAAAAGCUGAAGAACAAGAAAAACUCCUUGAAGAAUCGAACAUGGAGCUGGAAGAGAGGAGGAGGAGGGCGGAGCAGCUUCGCAGAGAACUGGAGGAGAAAGAGCAAGAACGCUUGGAUAUUGAAGAAAAAUACACCAGUUUGCAAGAGGAAGCGCAGGGAAAGACCAAGAAAUUAAAGAAAGUUUGGACUAUGCUGAUGGCUGCGAAGUCAGAGAUGGCUGAUCUCCAACAAGAACAUCAGAGAGAAAUCGAAGGCUUACUAGAGAACAUUCGACAACUUAGCCGGGAGCUUCGACUUCAGAUGCUUAUUAUUGAUAACUUCAUACCUCAGGAUUAUCAGGAAAUGAUUGAGAACUACGUCCACUGGAAUGAAGACAUAGGAGAAUGGCAGCUGAAAUGUGUUGCCUACACAGGAAAUAACAUGAGGAAGCAGACUCCAAUUCCUGAUAAAAAAGAGAAAGAUCCCUUCGAAGUGGACCUUUCCCACGUGUAUCUCGCCUACACGGAGGAGAGCCUGCGGCAGUCCUUGCUGAAACUGGAGCGGCCGCGGACGUCCAAGGGCAAGGCCAGGCCAAAGACCGGCAGGAGAAAGCGUUCUGCAAAGCCUGAAACCGUCAUCGACUCUUUACUUCAGUGAAUGUUACAGACUUCAAGUCUCCAUAAAAAUCAGUGAUAGCCUCACACCUGGACAAGUAUUUAAUUAAAACACUGAAGACUUUUGUGUAAUUUCAAAGAACGAAAGCUGUAAAUCACGGACUAAGACUGGAACUAGUAAUUUGUCUAAUAACUUUUAGUCUAUAUAUAAGUUAAUAUAUUAAAAUUGCAUAACUGGUAAUUGUUCACAUAGUCCUAUUACUCUUCAAUUUAUACAGUGCAGGGAAGUUGGGGGAGCAGCGCCUGCUAUAGAGAGUUGCAGCUUAAAUGCAUCCAUAAAUCUGCUAGUAAUUUACUCAACUACUGUAUAGUUACGUAACUGGAUAUUCAAAAUAGAAAAAAAUGUGUGUUCUGUCCUGCACACAGACAGUAGCAGUUCUGAUUGUCCUGCGUUGUGCUGUUACAGAUGAGCGUGUGGGCUGCGUAUCUAAGAAAUGGUUCAGUCCUAACACCCGCCUGGUCUGUUUCCAUAGCUCUAAUUUUUAUACUAUCAGUUAUUGCUUUCUAAGUACCAGAUGAUCUGCACAAAAUCCAUAAUUUGAUAGUCAGUCUUUAGAAAUAUACAUGUUUAAAAAACAAAAGUUGAAAAUAUAUUUCAACUAGAUCUCUCAUGACCUUUUUUGCCUUUUUGAGUUUAAGUCAAAUAUACUUUUUUUGUUUUGAUUUCAUGUUCUCUUGAAACAUUGAGUUUGUACCUAACUAUAACGGAGUUACAGUUGCAGAAAAUUCAGAAGCUAAAUACUGGUCACUAAACUUUGCCCGUAUGUGUAUAUUUUUAAAAAUUCAUUUUGAAGUGUGAUUAAUGGAUGCUUCCCUCUGAGUUCUAAAUUUUUUAUGAAAGUUGCUGCAUAUCUCCCAAUUGAGAAAGUCUCCAUUUUCCAGAAAAUGCAGCCAAAACAAGGAAAAUAGAUUUUAACUCUUUGCCUGUAAAAUUGUUUUGUUCUUUCUUCAUAACUUACGAAAAUAGUCUUCCAUUGACAAAUCUAGUUAGACCUUCUUCCUCUAAAAAUAAAAAUAAUUUUUAUUUUAUAGUAAAAUAAGCUGUAAUAAAUAGUAUUGUGAUUUCCUUGUCAGCUGCUUACACAAUUUUUAUUUCUUUGAGCAUUAUGUUACACUUAUAGCAAUUAAUCAUCUUUUGUGGAUUUUACAACAAAUUAGUAUUAAAUUCACGUUAUUUUAAGAAGGUGGGUGACAUACUGGUUCAUUGUUGCAAAGCUGUGUGUAGGGUGGGGGCGACGAGAGGAGGCGGACUUCUGAGGCGGUAGGAAGAAUGCGCUCACAAAUUUCAAGUGCGCUCCGGAGGUGUGCGCCGAACGUCCUGUGUGUGGUGUGUAUUUGCUAGGCAAUAAGCACUGCAUUUAACUGGCAGCGUUUUCUUUGUAAUGUGUAAGAUAGAAGUUUAUAGCUUUACCCUGUGAGGCACCGUUUCUGUACUGUGAAGACUUGAGGUGGACUUGUGUCUUGUCAGAGCUUUGUGUGAGCAGAAUGUCUUGGCAACUGUAGAUGCACCUUUCACUCUGGUAGUAAUUACUCUAGCGAAAUCUUCUUCUUUUUAAAAGUUCAUGUUUCUAGCCUUUAGCCGUCCAGUUCCUAAGAGAGGAGUAACUUAUACAUUAGCUCUAAAACAUUACAGAAAACUUAAGCCAAUGUGUUAGGUUUUUUCUAUUCCACUCCACUGCAGUAACACAGAGAAACUGAAAAGAAGUCAAAGCCUGGAGAAAUUUUAAGAACAGGCUGCUUUGGCAGUGUUUCGUUUUGGUUUUUUUUUAAACAACAUUUACAUUAGAAUUGAUAGAACUGAUUAUACCAGAUGGGCAAUAAAUAUUCAUCUUACGAAAUACCAAAAUUAGACGUGUGAGGCAGG
Molecule: messenger RNA, 4197 nt
Organism: Pteronotus mesoamericanus
Lineage: Eukaryota; Metazoa; Chordata; Mammalia; Chiroptera; Mormoopidae
Gene: KIF3A
Product: kinesin family member 3A
Exons: 18
Coding region: 145-2316 (723 amino acids)
Biological process (GO): mitotic spindle organization; microtubule-based movement; spindle elongation
Cellular component (GO): microtubule associated complex
Molecular function (GO): microtubule binding; microtubule motor activity; ATP binding
Source: RefSeq, a predicted model, not a curated record